AUGGUAAGGGAGUGGAUUCAGUGUGUAUUUGCAGAGGAGGAUACAGGGGGAAAAGUGUCAGAAGGAGAAGGAGAUUUAGUGCUUAUUAGGAAAAGGGGGAAAUAUUUAGGCCCAGGUAGCGGACGACCUCAGCUCCCUGUAGGAACCGCAGUAAGAUGCUUGGACUCCCGUUCAGACCUGAUCGUGUGGAAGGCCAACCAGCCCGGCCCGACUAGUGAGGUGGUGCAGUAUGCUUUCGAGCCUAAGGAUGGAGGCGAUAAUAUUCGACUGCAUAGAAUGAUGCUGCAAAAUAAGAGCCUCCAAAACAUUAACAUCGCAACGAUCAACAACGCCAGUUUCCGUGAACUUCGGUCGAAGAUUAACUUCAUCCUUCUAGGAGGCACCGAAACGAAGCAUAUGAAGAGGUUCGAGAAGCGCGAGAACCGGGUGAAGCGACGAUGCGACAAGACCUCUCAGCGGUCGUGCAACCCGCACCUGACCAAGCUGGAGAAGACGCUCAAGAUCAAGUCCCCUCACGAGCGAGUUAAGUGUGCCAGGGGAGAGAAAGAAAUAUGAAGAGAGUCUUCGCUAGAACAAGAAAUCUAGUCAAGGUUUUAGGUAAGACUGCAGCAGGAAGAGACGAAAGGAGGAAAAGAGCCAAGAGUUUUACGUUUUUUAAGGGAAAAAAAGAUAUAUGAAAGUUGUGCAAGAGGAUGACUUGGACAGAAGCGAAAAGGAUUGGGAAAAGGAGAGACCCAAAUGUGCUCUUAUAUGGGGGUGUUUUAAUAGACAUGAAGUGAUACUAGCGCGACAUGUGUUUCAGAUAAACCACAAGUAAACAAACAUAACGAAAGUCUACAAAACAAAGUCUAAAUGAUAACCACACAACAAAAUAAAAAACAUUCAGGAAUAGAAAUGCUAAAGAUUAGUUAUUAUAACUGUAACUAAGAGACAACCGAAAUGGUUGCAUUGCAGUAAAGGGUGAU
Penaeus chinensis is the source of this 965-nucleotide messenger RNA. RefSeq lists its product as uncharacterized. The record is from RefSeq and is a predicted model, not a curated record. NCBI's taxonomy places the organism in Eukaryota, Metazoa, Arthropoda, Malacostraca, Decapoda, Penaeidae. The transcript has 4 exons. Bases 1 to 555 code for a protein of 184 amino acids.